Phragmites australis (common reed) is the source of this 2015-nucleotide messenger RNA. RefSeq names its product UDP-glycosyltransferase 88B1-like. The record is from RefSeq and is a predicted model, not a curated record. The transcript has a single exon. The coding region runs from base 142 to 1539 and encodes 465 amino acids. Lineage: Eukaryota; Viridiplantae; Streptophyta; Magnoliopsida; Poales; Poaceae. Gene Ontology annotation, molecular function: UDP-glycosyltransferase activity.
GCUAUUAGCGAUGCACCGUCACUGCUCCACAGUCCAUGCUAUAUGUAUGCAUGCCUCCCGGCAGUGGCCACCACAAUGCAUGUGCAACUGCGUAUCAAGCUUUUUUUUCCUCUCUGGUGACAUUCCCCACGUCUCGAAGCCAUGGCAAUGGUGACGCAGAAGACGGUGGUCCUCUAUCCCUCGCUGGGCGUUGGCCAUCUUAACCCCAUGGUUGAGCUGGCCAAGGUCUUCCUCCGCCGUGGCUUGUCCGUCGUCAUCGCCGUCGUGGACUCGCCCGACGCAAUGGACCGCCUCGCAGCCGCCAACCCGGACAUCAACUUUCGGCGCCUCCCCGUCCCGCCCUGUGGCAAGGACCACUACUCGCACCCCAUCAUGCGCACCAUCGAUGUGCUCCGCGUCGUCAACCCCGCACUCAGGGACUUCCUGCGCGCGCUCCCCGCCGUCGCCGCCCUCGUGGUCGACAUGUUCUGCACCGACGCGCUCGACGUCGCUGCCGAGCUAGACAUCCCGGCGUACUUCUUCUUCACCUCCGCGCUCGGCGACCUCGCCAUCAUGCUCCACCUCCCGUACAUCUUCCCCACCGCCCCGUCAUCGUUUAAGGACAUGCCCGAGACCGUGCUGCACUUCCCGGGCGUGCCACCUAUCCGUGCGAUGGACAUGGCAACCACGAUGCAGGACAGGGAGAGCGACAUCGCCAGAGCACGGCUGCACCAAUGCGCGCGAAUGCCGGAAGCGAGAGGCUUUAUCGUGAACAGCUUCGACUGGUUGGAGGCGCGAGCCCUGAAAGCGCUCAGGUAUGGGUUUUGCACGCACGGCCGAUCAACUCCACCGGUCUACUGCAUCGGGCCAUUGGUCCUCCCUGGAAAUACGGGAGGAAGCGGCGAGAGGCACGCGUGCCUCGUGUGGCUGGACUCACAGCCGAACCGGAGCGUGGUGUUCCUCAGCUUCGGCAGCAUGGGCAUCUUCUCGGCGGCGCAGUUAAGAGAGAUAGCGCGCGGGCUAGAGAACUCUGGACACAGGUUCUUGUGGGUCGUGCGAAACCCACCUGAGCACCAGAGCAAACCUAUGGAGCCGGACUUUGUGGCGUUCCUUCCCCUGGGUUUCUUGGAGCGGACUAAGGAGAGGGGUUUUGUGGUAAAGAACUGGGCGCCACAGAUGGAGGUGCUGCGGCACGACGCCGUCGGCGCGUUCGUAACGCAUUGUGGGUGGAACUCGGCACUGGAGGGGAUCCUGUCCGGCGUGCCGAUGAUCUGUUGGCCGCUGUACUCGGAGCAGAGGAUGAACAAGGUGCACAUGGUUGAGGAGAUGAAGGUAGGGGUGGUGAUGGAGGGCUACGAGGAGAUGGUGAAGGCAGAAGAGGUGGAAGCAAAGGUGCGGCUGGUAAUGGAGUCCGAUGAAGGGAGGAAGCUCAGUGAGAGGCUCGUGAUGGCUAAGGAGAUGGCCGCAGAUGCUCUCAAGGAAGGCAGGUCGUCGGACGUGGCGUUCAACGAGUUCUUGGGAGACUUGGGGAUUCGCAUUUCGCAGCGAAGUGCCUCGUAAAUGGUAACGGAUGCAAUUACGCAAAGCGGAAACAGAGCAGCCCCUCGGUUGUAACCUUGUAGUUGGAUACCUCUUCCAACUUCUUUGCUUUUGAGUUCGACGAUUUCCAAAGACUCAUCCAAUAUUUAUCAGUAGCUGCAUUGGAUUUAUUUUUUCAGAUAAAGAGGGCAUUAGCAGCAUGCCAUCAUCGCAUCAUGUGCUUGACUAUAUAAUAUAGUUAAAUAAAAAAUGAAGCAGCUUAAACCUGAUAAGAGAUAAUAAGAAGAUUGGAUAUGGCGAGAUAGACCAAAGUGUUUUUUUUUUGUUUUUGUUUUUGCCAAUCUUUGAAACUUGGACUGGAGGGUUAACAAUCUGUGAAACGGCAAAAGAAAAGCAUAAAUAAGAUAUUUAGCACAAGAAACUAGGUAGCAAUAUUUUUUCCUUUUUCUUGUUAGUUUGCCUAGGAUAUAGAGCUUCUUGGUUCAAAUUAAAUUUCU